This is a messenger RNA of Anastrepha ludens (Mexican fruit fly), 2373 nucleotides long. Its product is annotated as mucin-2. The coding region runs from base 551 to 2236 and encodes 561 amino acids. Gene Ontology annotation, molecular function: DNA binding. The transcript has 3 exons. Gene Ontology annotation, biological process: regulation of transcription by RNA polymerase II. Lineage: Eukaryota; Metazoa; Arthropoda; Insecta; Diptera; Tephritidae. The record is from RefSeq and is a predicted model, not a curated record. Gene Ontology annotation, cellular component: transcription regulator complex; nucleus.
GCCACUGUGCUUGCUGUCUUGCCACCGUCGAGCAAUCGAUACUUACUGGCUGUGGUCUCUGCGUGCCGUGAAGACCAUCAAAUCCAACUAUAACCAUAUACAAACACAUAUGUAUACCUGAAUUUGUGCAUAUACACAUAUGCAUGUGUAUCUGUAUAUGCAUGUAAAUAUAUUGCGUAUGCACGCUAAUAACGCCUAAUUGCAAACUAUCCGAUAAACGCAAAGUGCGAAGGAGGUGCGCGGUAUCAAGUGUGUAUGUGUGUGAGUGUGUGAAACGCAUUGUCACUUGUUCCUUCUGCUGAUCGGACGUUCGCGUAUCCAAACAAUUAAUAAACAAUAAAAAAAAAAUACAUUAACUGUGUGCAUAACAAACCCGAUGAACUUUACGACAGACAAUAACAUAAAUAACCGAAUAGUGGAGAAGUAGCGGUAAUGGCCGACUGGUAAUCAAAACAAAAACGCUGAUAAUCGUUACGAAAGGCGAAUAAAUUAAAGAAGCAUACAUUAUUUUCUUAAUUGCAAACAACAAACAAAAAUUGAGCACUCAAACAUGAAAACUCCGCGAGGUGCUAGUGAAUCGUCCACAACAUCCGACAACACAACCGAAUUCAUCGAUAUCGUUAAGAAGUAUGAUGUUGUUUAUAAUACACACAAUCCCGAUUAUAAAAAUGUCGAAGUGAAAAUGAAGGUUUGGUCGCAGAUUGCAGAGGAGAUUGGCCUGUCUGUUGAUGCAUCCAAACGAAAAUGGAAGAAUCUACGCGACAGCUAUACCAAAUAUUUGCGUUCUUUUCGCAUCGGCACGAAAACAUCGAAAAAAUAUCAGUAUUGGGCCCAUGCCGACCAUAUGGAUUUUCUAAAACCUUAUCAGGGACCUGGCAGGCAUUCGAACGGUAACUCGAACAGCAGCAACAGUCACAAAACUAAUGAAGAUACUGAGGACACAGAGUGUGAUUUCGGCUUUCAAGUAUUAACUAAAGCCGCUACAAAUUCUUCUUCGGAUGACGAUUUAAAAUUUAAUGCCACAUCUACAAUGCCCACUAGUACAACAGUCCCGGCGCCAACGCCUAUAUCCGUAUCCACCAUUCCACCGGCUGUAUGUGCUGCGAUUACCAACACUACGGUCACAGCCGUACCAUCGAUCCCCAAUCAAACUCCCGCUCUUUUUCCACCCUCAGCUGUAGUUUCAAUUCCUGCACCAUCGGCUGCUGCUUUCUCGCCCAACAAUUCGGCAGCUAUUAGUUGCAUUGCCCCCAGCAAUAAUAUUGCUGCCACAGCUGCCUCCGUUGCAGCUCUUACCAACUGCAGCGGUGCUCCAGCUGUAAGUGCAACAACCGGCACACUUGUUUUGCCCGUGCCAUCGUUACCGACUGUACAAUUGCCACCAGUACCAACGAUGAACAAACCACUUUUAGGCCCCAUUUCAACUAUGGGUCCAACAAAUAUGCCACCGGCACAAAUAUUUCCCUUGCCGCCAUUAGCGAAUGUACCAAAACCUGCGACGCUGAUGCCGGCCAAUAGCGCAGCCAGCAGUGUCGGUUGUCUCAUUAUCGAGCCACAGUUGUUUGCUUCGGCAGAUACAUUCAAGAAGGAAUUGAGCGCCCCCACUAUAGGUCUCUUCCAUAAUAUAACAUCGCCAGCAACAACUACCGCCAGUUCAACACGUGUCAAUCCACCACUCAUAUCGAAGAUACGUCGUGUUCAACCAUCACCACAAACGGCAGCCAUCAAUCUGAGCUUCAGCGCAACGCAGCCAACUGCGAAUAACAACAGUACCAACAAUAAUAACUCUAAUAGCUGCAGCCACCCACCACCAGCGAAAACACGUAAAACAAGUGAUCGUGCAGAAGUUGAUAUCUCAGCGAUAUUGCAAGCCAAUCGCGAUUUGGAUGCUAAUACAUUAUUUUUCCUUAGCUUGGCACGUAUGGUGCGCGCCAUGCCAACCAAAUUCCAGUCACUCGCAAAAAUGCGGUGUAUGCGCAUUGUCAGCGACAUCGAAUUGGAGCUAGAAAAUGUGAAUGAAUGUGGGGGUAUGCCACAAAAUGACGAUUCCCACGGCGGAAAAUUUUGUAGCAUGGAUUCUUCGCCCUCCCCACCGGACGGUGCUACCAUUAUACCCAAUAAUCCGGUUACCGAUACAGGACCAACUGAACACUUCGUGUAUGUGAUGUCACCAUCGCGUGUGGAGAGCAUGAUUGAUAUUUCAUCCGAUGAAGAUGGUACCAUGAAUGGUAACUAGAUGCGUACAAAUUAGUCCCCCUUAUGUAGUAAAAUGUAAAUACAUAUAUAAUGAAAGAUACUCAGAAUAAAUUUUAAGGUAAUUUUAAUUUUAAUUUGAAUGGUUUCUUAAUAAAAUUUACAGAUAUUGAAACUGAA